AUGGAUAGGGAGCUGUGUUCUGUUUUAUCCGAGGUUUUAAAGUCGGAAAAGGAGUGUCUUAGUUUUCAAGUUUUGGACUUGUUGGAGGCAAUGGUGAACAGGAUUGAGUCCGAUGGCCUUGGUUCACUAAGUCGGGCUAUUCGUGCUUUGAUUAAGGCAUAUGUUAGUUUAUUCAUAUUUGUAGAUGCCAUUGACACAUUGUUCAAGAUAAAGAGGCAUGGAGUUGAUCCAUGUUUGUUGUCUUGUGACUUUCUGAUUGAUAAGUUGGCUAAACAUGGGAAAGUGGAUAUGGCUGUUGCUCUUCGUGAGCAAAUGAAGUCGCUUGGGCAUGAUGUUCACACGUACAUGGCAAUUAUCAAGAUACUUAGUGAUUUGUGUAUGGAUAGGGAGCUGUGUUCUGCUUUAUCAGAGGUUAUAAAGUCGGAAAAGGAGUGUCUUAGUUUUCAAGUUUUGGACUUGUUGGAGGCAAUGGAGAACAGGAUUGAGUCCGAUGGCCUUGGUUCAUUAAGUCGGGCUAUUCGUGCUUUGAUUAAGGCAUAUGUUAGGUUAUUCAUAUUUGAAGAUGCCAUCGACACAUUGUUCAAGAUAAAGAGGCAUGGAGUUGAUCCGUGUUCGUUGUCUUGUGACUUUCUGAUUUAUAAGUUGGCUAAACAUGGGUGGAAAUGUGCCAGUGGAUGUCUUUGGCUAUGGGGCUGUGAUCCGUGGUUUGAGGAAAAGAAACUGAAAGAAGCAGAGAUUAUUUUUGUUCACAUCAAUGACAUGGAAAAGCAAGGACUAGCUCCUAACAUAUUUUGUUAUAGCACCUUGAUUCAGGGAUAUUGUGAGUCUGGGAACAUAACGAAAGCUUUGGCUUUCAACGAUGAGAUGAGGUAG
This is a messenger RNA of Fraxinus pennsylvanica, 873 nucleotides long. Lineage: Eukaryota; Viridiplantae; Streptophyta; Magnoliopsida; Lamiales; Oleaceae. The record is from the annotation of a GenBank genome assembly.